Molecule: messenger RNA, 810 nt
Organism: Mollisia scopiformis
Lineage: Eukaryota; Fungi; Ascomycota; Leotiomycetes; Helotiales; Mollisiaceae
Product: HAD-like protein
Exons: 2
Source: RefSeq, a predicted model, not a curated record
UUAUUUGAUAUUGGGGGAGUUUGUGUCGUCUCCCCCUUCCAAGCAAUCCUCGACUACGAAAUAUCCCACGGCAUCCCACCCGGCUGGAUAAACUACACAAUCUCCCGCACCCGCCCCUCAACCUGGCACCUCCUCGAACGCAACGAAAUCCCCGUCUCCACCGCCUUCUACACCUCCUUCACCCGCGACCUAACCAACGCCUCGCUCUGGCCCACCUUCUACGCUCUCGCCCUCUCCCGCGACCCUUCCUUACCGCCCACCACCCCGCCCGUCCCCUCCGUUGACGGCGAAGAACUAUUCUGGAAAAUGAUGGACAAAUCCCGGACUUUAGACCCGUGGAUGUACCCCGCCUUACUCGCGCUAAAAGAAAGCAAGAAAUACAUCCUAGCAGCGUUGAGCAACACGAUUAUCUUUCCAGAGGAACAUCCGUAUGCGAAUCCGGCGCCGGAGAAGGAUGUUAGACGGUUGUUUGAUGUUUUUGUGAGCAGUGCGCAUGUAGGGCUGCGGAAACCGGAUGUGCGGAUUUAUGAGUUGGCGUUGGAGAUGGUUAAUGAUUAUGCUCAGAAAGAAGGAAAAUUGGGGGAGGGGAAAGGGAUUGAGGCGGGGGAUGUAGUGUUUUUAGAUGAUAUUGGGGAGAAUUUGAAGACGGGGCGGAUGGUGGGAUUUAGGACUAUUAAGGUGAAGUUGGGACGGGCGUUUGAGGCUGUUGAUGAGCUUGAGGAGGUUACGGGUAUGCGGUUGGCUGGAGAUCAUCCUAGGGUGCCUGUUUUACCUGUUGUUAAUAAGAAGGGGAGGGAGGAGAAAUUGUGA